UUUAUCAGAAUGAGUUAGGUCAAUCCAUUAGGACAUGAAGCUCUGGCUGAGGGCCGCCGGGGCCCUCAAAGACCGGACAAGCUUAUUGGUAGCCAACCUUUCUCCUAAGGGUUCUUACCGGAACCCUGAUCUUGAAACGGCGAUUAUUAAAGCCACUAGUCAUAAUGACAGCUACGUGGAUUACAAGAAUACACAAAGAGUAUUUGCAUGGGUACGUGCAUCCCCGGUAAGCAUGAAGCCUCUUAUAUAUGCCCUCACUACUCGCAUGGAAAAAACUCAGAGUUGGGUCGUCGCUCUUAAAGGCUUAAUGUUAAUGCAUGGCGUUUUCUGUUGCAAAACUCAAGCUGUUUUAAGGAUUGGGAAGUUACCGUUUGAUCUUUCAAAUUUCACCGAUGGGCACUCGAAACCUAGGAAAAUGUGGGGUUUCAAUACGUUUAUUCGAUGUUAUUAUUCCUUUUUAGAUCAAAGGUCUAUGCUUUUGUAUCAUCAACGUAAGCAAACAGAAGAUUCGAUUCUUCAAGAGCUUAUAAAGUUGAAAAAUUUGCAGUGCUUGCUCGAUCUUCUGCUUCAGAUAAAACCCUUGAAUAAGAACAUGAGACAAACUUUAAUUCUUGAUGCUAUGGAUUGUGUUAUUAUUGAAAUAUUUGAUAUUUAUAGCAAAAUUUGCAAUGGUAUCGCAAAAAUUUUGUUAAGCAUAUAUUCUGUUGGAAAGACGGAAGCUUCUAUGGCGCUUAGGGUUCUUCAAAAAGCCGUGAGACAAGGUGAGGAUCUUGCUUUGUAUUUUGAUUUUUGCAGGGAUUUUGGCGUUUUUAAUGCAAUGGAAGUUCCUCAAGUGACAAAUAUAUCAGAAGAAGAUAUUAGAGAACUUGAACGCAUAAUUAAUGGAUUUUCUGAUGAUACAAAAGAAGAUGUUGUCAUUUCUACCAUUGUUGAAGAAGACAAUAAACCUAAUAAUUUGAAGACGAUAAUAACAGAAAAAUGGGAGGUUUUCGAAGAUGAUUUGAAGAUCUUUAAUGAACGGAAUGAGAAUAUUGCAGAAACCCCAUUUCAGAAAAAUUGUGUUCCCCUUGAUCUUGUGCCUGUUCAUAAAAGACAUGAUAUAUUUCCAGAUUUAAUUAGUUUCUAGCUGUUUGAUAUCUGUGGAAUUUGUGCAGUUACUCCCUUUUGCAAUGAGAUGUGUAAUCAACGAAUGAUAUUUUUGUUGUAAUUAAUUUGCUUCAUUUUUUAACUUUUCUGUUCUAGAUAAAGUUUGAUUUC
Messenger RNA from Jatropha curcas, 1257 nucleotides. RefSeq names its product ENTH/VHS/GAT family protein. The record is from RefSeq and is a predicted model, not a curated record. Gene Ontology annotation, biological process: clathrin coat assembly; vesicle budding from membrane; clathrin-dependent endocytosis. Gene Ontology annotation, molecular function: clathrin heavy chain binding; SNARE binding; 1-phosphatidylinositol binding. Gene Ontology annotation, cellular component: clathrin-coated vesicle; clathrin-coated pit. Lineage: Eukaryota; Viridiplantae; Streptophyta; Magnoliopsida; Malpighiales; Euphorbiaceae.